ACAGUUGCCUCAAAGUUUCAAGAAGGUUGGCAUAGUCUUCGGCCACGCACUGGCCUGAGAAGAUGACAUCGUCCGGCCCAAUUCGGUUCACCGAGGACAGCGCUUUCUGCCCUCAACUAUAAUGGCGGCGCUGCCCAAUUUGGCUUAUUGCCCUUAGUGGUGAUGGCCACCAGGCGGCUUCACUUAGUUUCUCACUACCCCGGAAGACGGGGACCGGCGAUUGGGCGGUGCUCAACGGCUCCGAAAAGAAGGCCCUUGGCGGUUGGGCAGUGCUGGGUAAGGCUAGUUUUAAAGGAGACGGAGGUGGGAGCCGUCGAAGACCCGGGAUCCGCGGGAGGCGGCGGCUGGAGCCUGGGAUCCCCCAGGGACUCCCCGGAGCCGCCGCUUUCCCCAUGGACUUGCCCGGGGACUCCAGCCCGUCUGGCCGGCAGCAUCUGUGCCGCCAGCCCCUGGCUCGAGCAUUAUGGGGAGCCAGGAGCCCGAAACGGCCGAGGCUGCAGUCCCUUGGGGCCCCUUCGCCCUUGGAAAAAGCCUCUCGGCGGGUCCUGGCCGUGGUCCUGGAAGAUGUCAUGGCUGCCCACAUGGUCCCCCUGGUACCCCAAAAGGAGAUCUCCACCCCUCGGCACCACAGCAACCAUCAGGAUUCUGUCCACAGCCAGUCACCUGCCUCACAGGCUAGGCCUCCUGACCCACUGCACUUAUGCCGAGAGCCCUUGAGCCGUGUCCAUCGGCCCCCUUCCACACUGAGGCGGCGAUCAAGGACAACGCCUGGCUCAAAGGAAGGCCCUUCACAAAAGGUGGCCCAGACCCCCCAGCCCACUCUGGUGGUGAUGCUAGAAGACAUUGCCAGCUCCAGAGCCCCAGCUGAGGGCUUUGCUGAUGAGACUUCCAACUUCAUCAUCCCAGCAAGAAGAGCUGAGCCCAUGAUGAUGGUUCACCAACCAAAGCCUCCGUCCAGGGACCUGGAACCCCCAUUCCAGCCAUCUGCUCUGUCUGCAGACCCUCUGGAGAGCCCACCACCAGCCCCAGAUCCAGUUCUGGAGCCCCCAUCGACCCCACCGCCGUCCAGCCUUUUACGCCCCCGCCUCAGUCCCUGGGGCUUGGCCCCCCUCUUCCAUUCCGUCCGCUCCAAGCUGGAGAGCUUUGCCGACAUCUUCCUCACACCCAACAAAGUCCCACAGCCCCCACCUCCAUCACCCCCCAUGAAGUUGGAGUUGAAGAUUGCCAUCUCAGAGGCUGAGCAGUCUGGGGCUGCCAAGGGCACUGCAACUGUCAGUCCCCGGCCCCCUAUUCGCCAAUGGCGGGUCCAAGACCGCAAUCCCCCAGCACCUCUCCCUAAGCCCUCUCUGGGCCGAAGUCACUCCUGCCCUGAUCUGGGGCCCCCUGGCCCAGAUACCUGCAGCUGGCCCCCUGCUCCACCCCACCCAAGCUGGUCACGGCCACGGCGGCACACUGUAGGUGGUGGAGAGAUGGCCCAAGCCCCGCCACCUCCUCGACCCUGUCUCCGGAAAGAGGUGUUCCCUCUUGGAGGAGUGGGAGGCUCUCCUCCCCUCGUCACAUCUUGCUCGUCUACUACAUCCACUUCUUCCUUCUCUGAACCUGCAGAACCCAGGUUGAGCUCAACCAAGAGGAAGGAGCCAAGGGCCUCAGAGGACCAGGAGCUUUCAGACCCUGAGACCAAGACCAUGGGAAAGGUUUCUCGAUUCCGAAUACGUAGGACACCAGCCCGUUCUCAACUAAACCUGACACCGAUGGGGCUGCCUCGACCAAUCAGGUUGAACAAGAAGGAGUUCAGCUUGGAAGAAAUUUAUACCAACAAGAAUUACCAGUCACCUACAACCAGGAGGACUUUUGAGACCAUCUUCGAGGAACCCCGGGAGCGCAAUGGGACUCUGAUUUUCACUAGCUCGAGGAAGCUCCGGCGAACUGUAGAAUUUCGGGACAGCAGCCUUCCUCGAUCCCGGCGGCCAUCUCGUGGGGCCCGGGCUGCAGCUGGCCGGACCCUUACUCCCAACCUGGCCCCCAACCCAGAUGUAGGACCCCUGCUGCAGCAGCGACUGCAGGAGCUGGAUGCCUUGCUCCUGGAGGAGGAGGAAGGGGAUCGAGAGCGGCCCCAUCGGACUUAGAAGCUCCAUCUGUUUGUCUCUCCAACCAUCCGGGAGGGAGGGGAAGUCUCUGAGGCAGUUAUAUAUUUUCUCUAUAUUUCUAGUAAAGUUUUCGAUAUGUUUCUGAUUCUUUUGAA
This is a messenger RNA of Vicugna pacos (alpaca), 2242 nucleotides long. RefSeq names its product proline rich 14 (gene PRR14). Gene Ontology annotation, cellular component: nucleoplasm. NCBI's taxonomy places the organism in Eukaryota, Metazoa, Chordata, Mammalia, Artiodactyla, Camelidae. The record is from RefSeq and is a predicted model, not a curated record.